AUGGAUUGUUUUGUUGGCAAGAAAAAGAGCAACCAAUGUGAGAAAGCUGGUCUUAGAGGGCUGACAGAGAAGGUAAUGCUUUUCCAAGAGGAAAGGAAAGCUAUAAUGUAUGAGAGAGAGAAAGAGACCAGAGCUUAUGAGAGAGAGAUGAUGGUUUUUGCAUUUAAAGAAGCAGAGUGGAAGCAAGAGAGGAAGAAGCUCAAAGAGGAAGUAAAGAGAUUGAGAAAGGUAGCGGAAGAGAAAGAUGAGAGGAUUAGUGUCAUGGAAGGUUGGUCAGCAGGAGAGAAAAGUGAAAAAGAUGGAGAAUUAUUGGGGGCUGCUAGCUUCCUGGUGGAGCAAAUGAGGGAGGAGAGAGUGUGGCGCGACGAGGCUGUGGAUAAGUGGAAGAAGCUAUAUCUUGCCAUCAAGGCCGAGCUUGAUGAUCUCAUCCAGAAGACUCACCGUGGAGAGGGUUUGUACUGGAGAGCGGAGGAAGGAGAAAUGAUUGAGGAGCUAAAGAUGGAAGCGAAGGCAAAGGAGGGAUGUAUCGAGGAGCUGAAAGCACGAUUAGCCUUUGUGGAGAAAGAAGAACAAAAUAGGGCAAGAGAGGUAGAUAUUCUGCGGCAAAGCUUGAGGAUCAUGAGCAAUAGGAAGGGAUCCAGCUUUGCUCUUAGCAAACCAAAGUGGGCACUUGGGAAACAGGCUAAAAAGCAUAACUAG
Molecule: messenger RNA, 699 nt
Organism: Dovyalis caffra
Lineage: Eukaryota; Viridiplantae; Streptophyta; Magnoliopsida; Malpighiales; Salicaceae
Source: the annotation of a GenBank genome assembly